CGCCCCUCUUCUUAUCGUGUGACCUCGCCCACCCAUCCAUCCCCAGCUGAAGCUGAAGCCACGACUGCCACCGCGGCGCGAGCCUUCCCCUCCUCCCGCUCGUAGCAGCCGGCCAAAGGAGAGGUCAGUGGGAGAGUGCGAUCGAUAGAGAGAGGAAAACGAUCCCAGAAACCAUAAAAAACGAGCGAAAAAUCAGAGCGAAACCGAGGCGCGCGUGAGAGAGUCUCCAAAGCCUAUCUCUCCGACCCCUCCCUGCCGCAGCCUCUCGUUACGUCCACUCCUCCCCCGCCGCCGUCAAACCACGCGGCGGCCGCGUGCGUGUGCUCUGCCUCUGCUCCCCGGUUUGGCGUCUCCUUCCUCCGACCCUCCUGUGCUCGAGCUGCUAGCUGCUCCCCAUCUCCCACCACGAGGUUAAAAAAAAGGAGAGGAAAAAAAAUCUAACAAGCCACGAAAUAUAAACACGCACGCACGCGCGCUAGUACAAGGGUAGCUGCAGCAGCAAGUACGACGUAGAAGCUAGCGCCGUCACUCGUGGUGCGUUCCCUUUUUGUGGUAACCUGCAGCUGCACCACCUGAGACAGGUAGCUUAGCUAGCUGGGAGUGUCACUUGCGGGGGACCAGCAGCCGGGAGGCAUGGCACUGACAGUGUUCGAGACCAGCGAGCAGCAGCAGCAGCUCCUCCCGUGCCAGCAGGCCGUGGAGCAGGGCGGCGACGGAGGCAAGGCGGCGGCGGCUGGCGCCGAGAAGGCUGCCGCGAUGCUCAAGGAGACGGACCGCGGCGGCGACGGCGACCGCCCGGAGAGGGCCGACGUGUGGAACAUGAUCCAGGCGCAGAAGCCGCCGUCCGCGCCCAAGCAGGCGCAGGCGCCGUACGUGCACCCGCUCGUGCGCCGCUCGUCCAGCCUGCUCACCCAGAAGAGCCUGGAGAUCUGCACCGAGAGCCUCGGCUCCGAGACCGGCUCCGACGGCUUCUCCGACGCCGACGGCUCCAGCACCGACCGCUCCUGCCCGGGCUCCGACGACGAGCGCGAGGAGGAGGCGGUAGCACCGCGCGCGACACCGCCCAGGGCGUUCCCGCCGCCGCUGCCCUCGCUGGCGCGGCGCAAGGUGGAGGCCACGAUGGAGAUGAGGCAGGAGCGCCAGGACGGCCGCCUGCUCGUCAGGGUCGUCCCGGUGACCUCGUCCACCCUGUUCCGCGCCCAGCGCCGCGGCGGGCGCCUGCUCCUGUCGUUCGCUGACACGGCCGCCCCCGCCUCGGACGAGCUGGACGGGAGCCGCGGGAAGUUGGAGCCCGAGCAGCAGGCCGACGAGCACGAUGCCCACGAGGAGGAAGACGAGGACGAGGAAGACGACGAGGAGGAGGUCGAGGUCGUGGACAGGGGAACUGUCGUGGAGUUCAAGGUGAGCACGCAGCCGCAGGCGCGCAGCGGGAGCGGCCCGCGCGUGCGCCGCUCCUCGCUCGUCAUCAACAAGUUCGUGGGCGCCGAGCCGGCGGCCACCUGCGACAUCAACGGCGCCGCCGCCCGCGCCGCGCCGCCCAGGCCCCCCAGGCGCUUCACCGGGUCCACCACCACGGCGGUCGCGGCGCUGGCCGCGGCCUCGGUCCUGAGCGCGACAGCGCCGCCGCCGGGCAAUGGCGAGGACGCCGUCCCCGGCGCCACCUGCGGCGAGAACAAGCUCCUGAUGACGGCCAAGCGGCGCAGCAGCAAGGAGGAGCUGCUGAACCACAUGCGCCGGUGCAACCAGCUGCGCGGGCAGCUCUUCUUCUGGGAGCCGCGCAUCGCCACCUCCUCCUGAACCAGAACCCCGGCCGGCCGCCGCCGCUCCUCCCAUUGAUGCUUCAACGAGUGGUGCUCUGUUUGUCUGCCGCAGGUGUAACGUACGUACGUAACGUAAUGCUGCUCUUGUUAAUUAGUAGUAAGUGAAGAUCGUCGUCACGUGAUUGGCUUAGCCGUGUGUCUUGUGUGUGAGAGAGGUGAGCUAUGGAGAUGGAGAGAGCUAUUAGCCCCCAUUGGUUUGGCAUGUCACCUUGCGUGCCCUGCCUGUUGUAUCUACUACUACUACUACCAUUCACGUUCCUGCUAGGCUGCUACUACUACUACCAGUGACCGUUGUUCAUGACUGA
Panicum hallii is the source of this 2125-nucleotide messenger RNA. Its product is annotated as protein FAF-like, chloroplastic. The coding region runs from base 634 to 1797 and encodes 387 amino acids. The record is from RefSeq and is a predicted model, not a curated record. Lineage: Eukaryota; Viridiplantae; Streptophyta; Magnoliopsida; Poales; Poaceae. The transcript has a single exon.